UCUCUCAUAGAUGAUGGCAAUAAGAGCAAUAUGGUCCACAUUCUGGCCUGCAGCAACGAUGAUACCCCAGGCUGGAAUGUGGAACCCUAGUCUUGCACCAUUGUUGCAAAUAACAGGACGUAGUGAUGAAAUGAAAUAUGAGACUGAGACGAAAAUCCCAGAGAAUUUGGGUUCAACAACUUAUUACUCAUUUUUGCCACCACGACCAGCUCUUUCUUAUCAACAGCAAUUUGUUCCCAUGAAAGCAGGAGGAUCAGAGGCCACAAUGCUGCCAACUCAGAUCAUUCUACCUUCGUAUGAUCAUAAUCAGGAUCAGGAUGAUCAUGAUCCCUCUCAAUCUAGUGAUGAAUGGUAUAGCAGUUCAGAGAUAGAAUGAAAGGCCGUUUUCUUGCAUUACUUAUUAGGGGAGGAAGGAGUUAUCAAUAAUCAUAGUUGUCGUUGUCGUCGUUCUUGCAUUACUUAUUAGGGGAGGAAGGAGUUACC
Messenger RNA from Salvia miltiorrhiza (redroot sage), 483 nucleotides. RefSeq lists its product as uncharacterized. Bases 11 to 376 code for a protein of 121 amino acids. The transcript has 3 exons. The record is from RefSeq and is a predicted model, not a curated record. NCBI's taxonomy places the organism in Eukaryota, Viridiplantae, Streptophyta, Magnoliopsida, Lamiales, Lamiaceae.